GUUAAGAUGCCAGUAUCUGUAUCCUUUAAUCUUUACGCUUAACGAAAAAAAAAGUGAGUCACACCUGGCAAACCACAACUAUUAGUUCCGGGAUGGCUCUUUGUGCAUGCGCAUGUCAUACUAAAAAGACUCGUAAAAAUAAUGGCCAUAAUGUUUUCUUGGAAGAUAUAAAUAAAUAUUCGAGACGCUUUAAUUGGCUGUGUCUGAAGCCUUGAAAUAUGCCAAGGGCUCACACGUCUUCCGUGUUGAUACAGGUAUAGGCUAUUAGGCUACUUGUCAGAAGCGUACAGAUCUGUUUCUUUCUCGUGUCAAUAUUAUAACUCUUAUACAUGUAUAUCUUUAGACGUUGAAACAAAUGAUACGAGAAAUCGUGUUAUCUUGUAUCUUUUCAUCACAAGAGAGACGAAGUAAACAAGGCAUUAGUUGGACAUUAAGAUCACUUGCUUCACGAUGACCAAUGGGACGAACAGAACUGUUUUGUGUGGUUUUUUUCCGGACCAACCCCAUCGUUGUGAGUUGGUCGCCGGUAUCUAUACAGGCGUCGCAUCUUUAUCUUUCGUCUUCAGUAUCCUGGUGGUCGCGUAUAUUGUGCUCUUCAAGCGUUAUGUGUACUUCUCCCAGCGUCUCAUUAUGUACCUCUGCAUCACUUCCACUUUUGACAACAUGACACACUUUUGGACAGGUGCGUCCACCCACAACCCGACGCUUUGUGAAGCGCAGGCAUUCUUUGAGCAGUUCUGGGGUUUUCUAACGCUAUUUUGGGAAGCUGUGAUCACGCUGAAUAUGUUUGUACUGAUUAGGAAAAAUCACUCUACUCAGGACUUUGAAGACAUUUACGUCAUAUCUGGUGUGAUAAUCACCGUCAUAGUUGCCACAGUUCCGUUUACGCAACAAGCAUAUGGCCCUUCUGGAAUCUACUGCUGGGUGAAAGAUAACUAUGUGGCGUGGAGGAUUGGGAUUUGGUAUGGCCCACUGUAUAUUUUAUUAGCACUGAUGUUUACCUCUAACAUCUAUAUUGCCUGGUACCUUCGAAAAUUGAACCAAGGGUCGGUUAUCAGAGAUCGAGGCCAGAACCCAAACCUGGAGCGAAUGAUAUCUCGUGUUAACCAAGAUGUGCGGACACUCCUGGGCUAUCCUAUAGUUUACCUCGUACUGGCGAUAUUCACUCUGGCAAAUAGAAUACACAACGCCGGCCAUGGAGAUGCCCAGUCGAACUUUGGGCUGGUUGUGAUAUACACUAUUUCUAUCACCAUCACGGGAACUUGUAAUGCUGUAGUAUUCGGUUGGAGCUCUGAAACUAGACACAACCUCAAACCGAAGAUAUUUUGGGCCCACUUGAAGACUUUCUACAAGGCCGAGCAAACCGACAUCUACGAAUUCCCAUUAGACCAAUCAGCCCCUGGUGGGGUCGGGCAAGAUCCAGUUUGGUUUGUGACGUCACCAACCACUGCGCAGGCGCAUGUGGAAGCGGAGUACGGGCAGAGUAACCCAAUUGCCCUUGAUGAAACUGACAUUUGAUAAUUGACAAUGUAUUUGACAAUGUAGAACGAUAUAUUUGUGUGCACUAGAAGAAUUGGGAAUGGAUUAUUGUCUGUUAGGCCCCGUUUACUGUUUUUGUCCAGUUUAGUGAAAUAUUUAGUCUGUUUUAUGGCAGCGCAAACAUUUGUAAUGUGUCAGACCUAUACUGACAAGGGCUA
Molecule: messenger RNA, 1697 nt
Organism: Lingula anatina
Lineage: Eukaryota; Metazoa; Brachiopoda; Lingulata; Lingulida; Lingulidae
Product: cyclic AMP receptor 2
Biological process (GO): cell surface receptor signaling pathway; adenylate cyclase-activating G protein-coupled receptor signaling pathway
Cellular component (GO): plasma membrane
Molecular function (GO): G protein-coupled receptor activity
Source: RefSeq, a predicted model, not a curated record